AGAGAGGAAUGAUGAAGAGGGAAAGACACAGAGAAAAGUAAUGCUAAGCACUGUUUAGUCAGAGUGAUGUGGGACUGCUCUAUAAAACAGGUACUAUUUUAUUAGAGAAAAGGAGGUUCUAUACAGAGGUAAAAGCUAAUCAAUUCCAAUUUAGAAUCAGGUAAAAUAUAUUAAAUAGAGCUGGGCAUUUGCCACUAAGGAGAAAACUGCAACAGGAAGAAAUUAGCAAAGUUAUUAUGCAGGUCUUUGUCUCAGAGAUCAGCUUAGCAGGCUGCUGAUUUAUAGAUAAUUGUCUAAGUGCCUAGUAUUUCCCCAGAGUUUUUAUUCUUCUUGUGCUAAGAAAUUCUUUCUAAGAAAAUCAAUAUGGACAUGCACACAGAUAACCGUGACAGCUGGAAAGGCAGCAGUCGUUACUCAUUGCUUCUUCUACCAUUGAUUCUUGGGGUGGCCCUGGUAGCUGGACUGCUAUGUUCUUCAGCUUUAGUCCCUGGGAAGUCACAGCUAAUAAGACAGGUAGACUCUUCGGUGGUUCUGAACCCAAUUCUUAAGGUGCCCUAUCACAGAAGAACCAAGAGAUAUACACUGACUCCUGGUCUACUUAAAUGGGAUCAUUUUAACCUAACUUACAGAAUUGUCUCCUUUCCAAGAAAUUUGAUCAAUGAAAGUGACACAAGAAAGGGAAUCGCUUCUGCUUUCCGAAUGUGGAGUGAUGUGACACCUUUUCACUUUAAGGAAGUUCCUGCAGACCAGGAGAGUGACCUGAAGAUUGGAUUUUAUGGUAUAAACCAUACAGACUGCUUGGAGUCGCGCAUCCAUUAUUGCUUUGACGGAACAACGGGAGAACUGGCUCAUGCCUACUUCCCACAAACAGGAGAGAUACAUUUUGAUGACAGUGAAUACUGGUUUUUGGGUAACACGAGAUUCAGCUGGAAGAAAGGUGUGUGGCUCACAGACUUGGUUCAUGUGGCAGCUCAUGAGAUUGGUCAUUCCCUAGGACUUAUGCAUUCGCUCAACGGUGAAGCCAUUAUGCACAUCAAUGCCACACUGACAGGGAAAAAGAUCAUCUCACAGGAUGAUAUGUGGGGAAUCUAUAGUCUUUACGGUUGCAGAGAUAGAUAUUUAGUGUGUGCAUCAUGGGCUCUGAAAGGUUACUGUGACUCCCGGAGAAGUACUAUGAAGAAGUACUGUCCGUACAGCUGUGAUUUCUGCUAUGAUUUUCCAUUUCCAACCAAAAUGCCCACACCAGCACCACCAAGAACUAAAAUCCGAAUGGUUCCUGAGGGCAGAAAUGUUACCUUCAGAUGUGGCAAAAAAAUUAUACACAAAAAAGGCAAAGUUUACUGGUACAAAGAUAAUGAGCUCCUGGAAUACUCAUACCCUGGAUAUCUCUCGCUUGAUAAUGACCACAUGAGUAUAAUUGCCAAUGCCAUUAAUGAAGGCCUCUACACCUGCAUAGUUAAGAAGAGGGAGAGAGUGCUCACAACAUACUCAUGGAAUAUAAGAGUAAAACUCUGAGAACUGAAUAUAACGUCAACCACAACCAAUACUAAAUUGUGGUAUUGGUGUUUGUUAUACACCUAUGAUUAGUAAAUAUCAUCUGUGUAUGGACAUUGUCAAUCCUGUCCUGCAUUUGGUAACUUAAUAGCAACAACCUGUUUCCAACACUUCCCAUGAUGGUUACUAUUAAACCCAAAGUAUGCUUACUGAAGGUAAUUCUUCAUAUCUUGCAGAUAAAAUGGUCAAGGAGGGACAAUACCCAAACCAAGAGGGUGGCAUUUGUAGAUAAUUAUUUGUAGUUUUACUCAGGAGUACAGGUCUUCUAUAUUGAUACAGGAAGUAUAAUUAACUUCAUGGUGCUAAUGGUCACGAUCUUGACUAGUUCUGCAGGCAACAGCAUGACGCAUGUAUUUUUUAUUUUUUGAACUACCAUUAGAUGCAAUAAGAAUUAGGUGUCUUUUGACACAAUCUCUUUCAGCAUUAAAAUACAUAACACAAAAUUCCAAACUUUCAAUAUUUAGGGGCUGAAUUAUCAAUGUGCGGACGGAUGUGAUCCGCUGUAGUGAUCAUGUCCGCCACACAUCGAUAUAUGCCGACAUACGCUGUUGGUAAUUAUCAUUGCGCAAGGAUUUCACAAGAAAUGCUUGUGCAAUACCGCCCCCUGCAGAUUAGCAGGGGGUGUCAGUCAACCUGAUCGGGCUGAUUGCUGUCCACCGCCUCAGAGGUAACGGACGAGUUAAGGAGCAGCGGUCUUAAGACCGCUGCUUCUCAACUCCUGUUUCCGGCGAGCCUGAAAGCUUGCGUGGAAACAGAGGCAUUAGGGCCCAUACGGGGCUUGAUAAAUCGGUCCCUUAGUCAUCUGUACAUAUAAAUCUGAAAAUGAAAAAUAAACUACGGCUGAUAUAUACCUUUAACCUAGAACCAACUCAUUUCAAAGUAGUUAUUCCGGGAAACCUCUGUACUUUUUACACAAAUAUUUCCAUGAAUGUAGCAGUACAGUACACAUGCGCAUACACGUGUCUAUGCGUAUGCACACAAGUCCUUGAGUGGUUUGAGUUAAGUGAAAAAUACACUCGUUGGGAGAGAUUUGUUGUUACAAUAUAAACAUUAUUACAAUAUUACAUAACUUGGCAAUUCCUUAAACAUGUGGAACAGUAGAAUUUUAUUGUUUUCUGAGAAUGUUUUCAAACUGUCAGAUUUUAAUAAACAAUUAGUUUUACUUUU
Molecule: messenger RNA, 2721 nt
Organism: Bombina bombina (fire-bellied toad)
Lineage: Eukaryota; Metazoa; Chordata; Amphibia; Anura; Bombinatoridae
Gene: MMP23B
Product: matrix metallopeptidase 23B
Exons: 8
Coding region: 364-1515 (383 amino acids)
Biological process (GO): extracellular matrix organization; proteolysis; collagen catabolic process
Cellular component (GO): extracellular matrix
Molecular function (GO): zinc ion binding; metalloendopeptidase activity
Source: RefSeq, a predicted model, not a curated record